CCUUCCUCACUAAGAAAAGCACGUAACAAAAGCGAACUCCCUAACACCAAAGCCGCUACCCGGUCAAAGAUAUCAAAAUCAGAUCUAAAAAUUUUCCCGAAAAAUGGCUCUCGAAUGGGUAGUGCUAGGAUAUGCUGCGGGUGCAGAAGCCAUCAUGGUGCUCCUCCUAACAAUCCCUGGCCUCGACGGACUCCGCAAGGGCUUGAUUGCUGUAACACGUAACCUCCUGAAACCCUUCUUGUCGGUGGUCCCCUUCUGCCUCUUCCUUCUGAUGGAUAUAUAUUGGAAAUACGAGACGCGCCCUCACUGCGAUGGCGAUUCAUGUACUCCGUCGGAGCAUCUUCGUCACCAGAAAUCCAUCAUGAAGAGCCAACGCAACGCGCUUCUCAUAGCCGCCGCUCUAAUUUUCUAUUGGCUGCUUUACUCUGUUACUAACCUUGUUAUUAAGAUUGAGCAGUUGAACCAGCGCGUUGAGAUGCUUAAAAAUCGCGAUUGAGUGAGAUAAGUGCUUAUUUUGAGAAUGCUUGUAUUUGGGGUAUCUUUUUGUGUAAAUUUCCUUUAUGAUGUGUUGGGAUAAUUUGAAGGAUUUAUAUGAUGAAAAUUAUAUGUUGUUAUUUUUG
Molecule: messenger RNA, 620 nt
Organism: Durio zibethinus
Lineage: Eukaryota; Viridiplantae; Streptophyta; Magnoliopsida; Malvales; Malvaceae
Source: RefSeq, a predicted model, not a curated record